Messenger RNA from Eufriesea mexicana, 536 nucleotides. RefSeq names its product proteasome maturation protein (gene Pomp). Bases 96 to 521 code for a protein of 141 amino acids. Gene Ontology annotation, biological process: proteasome assembly. The record is from RefSeq and is a predicted model, not a curated record. The transcript is spliced from 5 exons. Gene Ontology annotation, cellular component: nucleus; cytoplasm. NCBI's taxonomy places the organism in Eukaryota, Metazoa, Arthropoda, Insecta, Hymenoptera, Apidae.
UGUAUAUUGUGUUGUGAGUUCAUACAACGUGAUUCUUGCUUUUUGUAGAAACUUGGAUACUGCUUUUUGUAGAAACUUCAUAUAAUUAAAUAAUAAUGGAUUUCGAUUUAUCAUCAAUUGCUCCAAAAUCUGCUGUAGACAAUCAAUUCGAUAUUCACGAUGACAAUUAUGGUAUACCUAAUCCGAUGAUUUCUGGGUUAUCAGCUACUAGACAACACAUCGGCUAUGCACACCAAUUAGAACCACAUGAAAAAAAUUAUGAGAAAAAUAAUAUUCGUAUGAACAUGAUAUUAUUAAGAAACACGCAAGGAUUACAUGCUCCAAUGCGUUUAGCAAUGGAAUUAAAAGCUGCUGAAAAAAUUGGAAGACUUCCAUUUCUUCCAUCAUCAAACAUGAUGAAGCAAGUAUUACUUGGAAAAGAUGAGGAAAUAGGGUUUGAAGAUAUAUUCAAUAUACCUGAAUUUAAAGAACAAAUGGGUCAACCACAUGCAAUUGUUGAAAGAAGUCUUGGAAUAUUAUAAAAAUUUAAAUUUCUG